Xylona heveae TC161 is the source of this 3209-nucleotide messenger RNA. RefSeq lists its product as hypothetical. Gene Ontology annotation, cellular component: nucleus. The coding region runs from base 210 to 2792 and encodes 860 amino acids. The transcript is spliced from 2 exons. NCBI's taxonomy places the organism in Eukaryota, Fungi, Ascomycota, Xylonomycetes, Xylonales, Xylonaceae. Gene Ontology annotation, molecular function: protein heterodimerization activity; histone binding. The record is from RefSeq and is a predicted model, not a curated record.
CAUUCUCGACACGCCCGGCAACUUUCCAGCUAUGGGCUGUUGCGACGUUGCUCCAGCUUCAAGGACCCUCUCUGUUCAAACAAAUUCUCUUCGUGGAUAUAUGAUUGAGUCAAGCCACUUACAAUCAAAGUGUGGAAUGUGCAAUCAGCGGCAUCAAGAAAGCAGGAACAGCUCUCACAUCUUUCACAGUGGAAGCUUCCUCCCAAACAAUGGAUCGCCCAGCAAAACGAGUUCGACUUGAGGAACCAGCUGACGACGGCGAAAUAUCCGAUGUUGAGCAAGCUAGAGUGAGGAACGACCAGCGGCUAAAGUCUGCAUUUGAAGCUAUUUUUGAAAAAUACUCUCGCGACUUCUCGGGCGUCGGCGAUGAAAUUGAUCUGGAGACCGGAGAAAUCACCGUAAACAAUGGCCAUCUGCGGGACAUGGAAAGUGAGCAGGACAUGGGGCACGAGAACACACAAGAGCUCCUGGGUCAAUUUGCGGUUGAGGAUACGGAACCACCCGUCGAGGAAGACGACGACUGGGAUGAGCUCGGCGAUUCCAUGGAAGUAAUUCAGCCUCGUACACCCCUCGAAACUCCGCAACGCACAGUGAACAAAGAGCCGCGGAUAGAGACUGUCGAGGACACUUCGUACCAUGAGAGACCAAGAUCUACUCCGGUAGCCAAUGCAGUAGGGCGUGCAAUCGAAACUUUAUCAGAGAAAAGAGGGGAAGGACAUACUGCUACUGAGAAUGUCCCGGCCCCGCCGACCACCCCUGGCCCUCCUGCAGGCUUUCCCGGCCCAGCAUUUUGGAAGGAAUUUGGUGAGAAUUUGGCAUCAAAGAUUGUCCAUUCUUUGAUUCAUCUCACUACACCGAAUAACGAUGCUCAUAUUGAGCCUGCAUGGAGGACGCCGGAGCUACCUUUCACAGAUCAGACUCGUCGCCCUCACAUUCGAUCUGGUGGUGGCAAUUCCCACCCGACAUCAGCACCGCGUGCAACUUCUCGAUCUGUAUGGGCACACCUCACGCCGACCAGAACUCACAGGUCCCAUGGCGCGGCACCUCCGCGAGCCUCAAAAAGUCAUACUCGGUCAACUCUGCCUGCGAUUGCGCCUAGUCACUUUACUACCGCUACCCCUAAUAGCCUGCCGUCUCAGCUACCAAAUCAAUCUACAAGAAGAAACGCCACACCUUUUCCAAGGGCUAGCCAAACUCCUAUUGGUAGGCAGGACCAUGCGACAAUUAGCAAUCCAUCACGCUUUACUGCAGAUGAAGACCAGAUGAUCCUGGAGCUUCGAAUCAAUCGUCGCAUGACAUGGAAACACUUGUCGGAGCAUUUCCCCACUUGGUCAACGGAAUCGAUUCGAAAACGCGGUUUAACUCUUCUAGCUGAUAUAGAACAGCCUCCAAAUCAUUCCAAUGAGACUGACCAUUCCGUAAGAAGCGCUGAGGACACUACUCAUCAUCCGAGAAUCUCGAAAAGAACCCCCCAAAAUAGCACAACCGCUACAGCAACCACGUCCUCUGGAAAUCAGGGAAGGAAUGAUAGCGGCAGAAAUGUGAAACGUUCGGAUCCGGAGGUUUCAAAGGCGAGCGUGGAUAGCACCCGUGUUACUGGUAGAAAAGAUACGAAUGACGCUACCGACAGCAAUGCUCCACAAGAUCGAAACGUCCAACAGAAGCCCAGGGUAAGGCCAGCGCAGCCUGCAGUAACAAUUGCAAACGAGACCAUUCCGUCGAAUAAAAAGCCUCGUGCACGUCCACCAAAACAAAGCAAAGUGCAAGAUGAAGUGCAUCCUUUUGCUUCUCCACCUUCGGCUCCAGCGAGAAACCAUGCUCACAGUGCGCCCCAGAUUCAUUCACAUGAUAAGCCCGGUGCUAAGAGUACAUCAUCUGACGGCGUCGGUUUACCAUCGGUUCAUAAAAAGGGACCUAAAUCAAGCUCACAGCAAGAAAAAAGGCACUCCCAAAGAUCCAAUCAAAUUAGCUUUGUGGUUGAUAAAGACACCGAAGCCCCACUGCCCCCACCAUCAAACCCCUCUGCAGAUCCAUUCAGAUCAACCCAACGGAAAAAGGAGGUUGCACACGCGGCUCUGGCUAAAAUUCCAGGGACUUGCCAAAGUAGAGAAGAUGUUCCUGCAACUGGGUUGAGGAAUGCCCCACCAUCAGCUGAAAGAAGACUUAGGAUUUCGGCAAGGCUAUCACAGCGGGACACGGUCAGAUCCAAGCAACAUAUGAGCACGAAACCCAAUGCCGAGGGAGUAAAUGAGAAUCUCCCUAGCGUGCAGCACAGCGCGACCCCCACCUCUGGUUCUGUUCCUAUUGUAAAUGUUGAGAAGAAAAAGCGCGGAAGCCCGAAGUCGACCCAUGAAAUCGACCAGAUUUUAACGAAAGAUGUCGCCAUCAAGACUCCUGAAAUUGGUACGCCGAAAAAUCGGCCGCAGAAAGAGGCCAAUCACCCCUUUGGAAUUGGCAAUGGCAUAGAGCACGAGAAGCACCAUACGUCGAGCAAGGAUCUGCCGACGAAGUCGAAUAUAACAACCACUGCAAAGUCAACUGCUCACACCCAAAGCCCGCAUAGACAUGCUGAUGCCAUCGAUUCUACCCCUGUAUCUAGUCUGCUCAAAUCUCGUUCUGGCCGGAAGACCGGUUCUUCGACAUUAUCCAAGAAGCAGACCAUGUCUGGACACGGUUCUCUAGGUUCUCCGCGCACGCAGACGCCGCUGGCGUCCACGCCAAAUAGUGCCAGCCGUAAGUGCGGAACAGUUGGAUAUAAAUGUCAACGCGUAUUCUGUCUAAAUUGCCAAUGAGAUUUACGAGCAGACAGUAUAAAUGAGUGGAAGAGGCCAAGUAGCCAUCUCCCUCUAGUAUAAUCUGUAAGCUUGCAGAGGUAUACCAAUCAUACUCUUGUGAGAACAAGUCUCGAUUCGGGCAUUAGGAUGAUUAUGAGCUGGGUUCAAUUCUCCGCACCGCCAACUGAUACUGAUUACGGUUGAAAGAAAAACUGAGCUUUGGUGUGAAGCUAGAGUAUAUAUGACCUUUUAAUUAGAUAGUAUCUUCUGUGGGCCCAACAUUGAGCACAUCUUCAAGCUUGGUAUUGGCCUUUCCACCUAUAGAACCUGCUUUUGCCCAGAACUUCGAAAGAUGUCUGGCACCUGAGUCACACAGGAUAGUCACGACCCGAUGGCCGGGUCCAAGUUCAAGCGCUGUUCUCACCGCUGCCACGC